Fusarium vanettenii 77-13-4 is the source of this 1215-nucleotide messenger RNA. RefSeq lists its product as uncharacterized. Gene Ontology annotation, biological process: transmembrane transport. Gene Ontology annotation, molecular function: transmembrane transporter activity. The coding region runs from base 1 to 1215 and encodes 404 amino acids. The transcript has 3 exons. The record is from RefSeq and is a predicted model, not a curated record. Lineage: Eukaryota; Fungi; Ascomycota; Sordariomycetes; Hypocreales; Nectriaceae. Gene Ontology annotation, cellular component: fungal-type vacuole membrane.
AUGGCGCCCGCCGACUUUCCGGAUGGCGGAGUAGAAGCUUGGCUUGUUGUCUUUGGAGGGUGGUGUUCGCUGUUUUGCACGUUUGGACUUAUUAAUUGUGUUGGUGUUUUUCAAAAGUAUUACCUUUCUGGUCCUCUUAAGGGGUAUAGUAGCUCUACCGUGAGCUGGAUUCUAUCAGUCGAGGUCUUUUGCAUGAUCUUUUGUGGUGCCAUUUUCGGCCGGCUCUUUGAUGUCUACGGCCCCAAGUACCUCCUCUACUUUGGUACCAUCGCCUACGUCUUCGGCCUCAUGAUGGUAUCCCUCUCGACAUCGUACUACCAAAUCUUUCUCUCGCAGUCCAUCGUGGCCGCUAUCGGCUCCAGCGCCGUCUUCAACGCCAGCAUGUCGUCCCUCGUCACUUGGUUCUUCCGUCGUCGCGCCGCCGCCUUUGGUAUCAUGGUUUCUGGCUCGUCCCUCGGCGGUGUUGUACUGCCAAUCAUGAUGGACAAGAUGAUCAAGGAGGUUGGGUUCCCCUGGAUGAUGCGCACCAUGGCCUUCAUGUUUCUCUUCCUGCUUGGCAUCUCUUGCCUCACUGUCAAGUCCCGUCUGCCUCCUCGCCCGAAGCCAUUCGUCUUUAUGGAGUACAUCAAUGGCCUUCGAGAGCCUCGCAUGGCCAUCACCGUCAUUGGAUUCUUCUUCUUCAUGUGGGGAAUGUUCCUCCCCUUCAACUAUGUCCUCCUCCAAGCUGAGGCUGCGGGAAUGUCUCCUACCCUGAUCCCCUACCUGCUGCCUAUCCUAAACGCUGUGAGCAUCCUUGGCCGAAUCAUCCCCGGCAUCAUCGCCGACAAGCUUGGUCGAUACAACGUCAUGAUCUUCAUCACCUUCAUCUCGGGCAUCUUCUGUCUCUGCAUCUGGAUCCCGGUCAAGGACACGGCCGGCAUCCUCGUCUUUGCCAUCAUCUUUGGCUUCUCCUCGGGAGGUUACAUCAGCUUGGCACCUACGCUCGUCGCUCAAAUCUCCGACAUUCGUCAGAUUGGCACACGCGUUGGUGCUGCUUUCGCCCUCCAGUCCUUUGGUGCUCUGACGGGCAGCCCUAUCGGUGGUGCCAUCGUCUCGGCCCAGAAUGGCGACUAUUUGGGUCUGCAGCUGUUUUGCGGCGUUGCCAUGAUUAUUGGCUGUGUUGCCGUUGCCGUUGCUCGCUAUGUGCAGGUUGGCAUCAAGAUGGUCAAGAUUUGA